AUGUCAUCAUUUGUAAUCAAGUAUAUUACCAAUAGAGUGUUUAAAGAUAACCAAUGGACUAGGUUUGGGGUGGAAGAUCCGUAUUAUGAAUAUGUACCAAUUGAUGUAAGGAAGAAUGAAAAAGUGCAAUAUAAGAAAAUUCCUAGGAGAGUUCCAGAUGGAUUAUCAAAGAACGAUGAAACAAUAUUGCAUAAAGUAAAGAAGAAGGCAUAUAGGUAUGACAUGUGGUUUUCUUUUUUAGGAAUCAAGUUUGGUUUUACUAAUGUGGUUGGUAUAAUUCCGAUUGCUGGAACUGUCGUUUCUACCUAUUGGUCAUUGACUCUUUUACAGACAGCAAGACAAUUGGACGAUGGAUUGCCGUUGGACUUGCAAUUGUUGUUUUUGUUAAAUAUUGUAAUCGACUUUUUGUUAGGAUUGAUACCAAUAGUUGGUGAUAUAAUUGAAGUGGGCUAUAAAUCGAACCUGAGAAACUUUCUCUUGUUGGAGAAGCAUUUGACUCGAGUUGGAAAGAAGAACAUGGGUAUUAUUGGAGAAGACGAGGUGAGACCGAACUUCAUUAAUGAUAAAAUUCAACCGUUUGUGGAUACUAAAGUGAAGCCUGGUGCCAUUAAGGCCGGGGAACAAAUAAAGUCGUAUAUACAUUCGGGAUCUGAAUCCCCUAAUGUUUCUGCAUUACGCUCUCUGCCUGCAACUAUACAAACACACCCAACAACAGUGACUACUUCUUCAUACGAAAGUCCUCUUUCGCUUAGAGGAGAGAAGAAUGACAGGUCUAGUGAUGAUACUAAGUCUAUAAGAAGCUUAUCUUCCACCUUAGGUAAAAAGGUUGAUAGUGUUGAAUCAGAUGCAGAUGAAAAGUUUUUGUCUCACCAUGUUGUCAAUCAAUAA
This is a messenger RNA of Debaryomyces fabryi, 888 nucleotides long. RefSeq names its product DUF4112 domain-containing protein. The coding region runs from base 1 to 888 and encodes 295 amino acids. The transcript has a single exon. The record is from RefSeq and is a predicted model, not a curated record. Lineage: Eukaryota; Fungi; Ascomycota; Pichiomycetes; Serinales; Debaryomycetaceae.